Elgaria multicarinata webbii is the source of this 1121-nucleotide messenger RNA. It is a transcript of the gene EEF1AKMT4, whose product is annotated as EEF1A lysine methyltransferase 4. Bases 1 to 1071 code for a protein of 356 amino acids. Lineage: Eukaryota; Metazoa; Chordata; Lepidosauria; Squamata; Anguidae. The record is from RefSeq and is a predicted model, not a curated record. The transcript is spliced from 4 exons.
AUGUCCCCCGCCCGGCACAGCCUGCUCGAGACCGACGCGACGCCGACGCCGCCGACGCCUGCGCUGCUUCUGACAGCUCGCGCAACGGGCAAAGCGCUCCGACGCCCCAACGCGCGCUCGGCGCAGACCGUUCCGGCUCUUGGCAGGCCCCGCCCGAAGUGGCCACCGGAAGCUCCACGUGGUUUUUGCGGGAGCACGUGGGCGGAGCGCGGGUCCGGCUGGUUCGCCCUGCCUGGCCUCCCCUGCGCCCUCUCUCGGCCGCGUGGCUCUGCUGCCCUCGCCUGGCCGCCCUCGGGUUGGCUCCGGCGCGCCGGCAGCAUGGAGCGGCCCCCGCGGAGGCAGCUGCCGGAUUCCAACGCCCGGUACCGGGACCAAAGCUUCUGGGAGUCGCGGUAUCGGGCUGAGGGGGCCAAUCCGGCGGAAUGGUUUGGGGGCUUGGAAAGCUUCCGAGAACAGCUGGAGACGGAGCUGAACGCGGGAGACCGGAUCCUGGUGCUGGGCUGUGGAAACAGUGCUCUGAGUUAUGACCUCUUCCAACUCGGAUAUACGGACAUCACUAGCAUAGACUACUCAGCAGCAUGCAUUGCAAGUAUGCAAGACCGCUACGCCCACUGCCCAGGCUUGCACUGGGCAGUGAUGGAUGCCCGGACGUUGGACUUUGUGGAUGGAAGCUUUGAUGUCGUCCUAGAGAAGGGCACUCUCGAUGCCAUGAUGGUGGAAGAAACAGACCCCUGGAAUGUCUCCCAUGAAGCCAGGAUGCUCCUUGACCAGGUGUUAACAGAGGUCAGCAGAGUCUUACGGGCAGGUGGGCGGUUCAUCUCCAUCACUUUCGCCCAGCCGCACUUCCGCAAGCGCCAUUAUGCCCAGCCUGCCUACGGUUGGUCCAUCCGACACGUCCCGUACGGACACAGCUUCCACUACUUCCUCUAUGUCAUGACGAAGGGCGAGGAGCCGUCCCCUGCAGACCUGGCCCUGGGGCGGAGCCUCCACCGGCGUCCCGCCACUCCUCCACCCACAUGCUACCUCCAGGACUCGGACAGCGAGGAUUACCUUUCCGCCAUUGAACUGUGAUACCCGGGGGGGAAAUGAGCGUGGGGCAAAGCCAUCCAUCCACGUGGCAA